UCGCUAACCUUGGAUGCGAAGGUGCCGUGAAGUUUCUCGCAAGGGAAACACACGCGCCAGGACGAAAUAUAUAGAGCUUGAGUGCUAGAUAGAAGAAGGCGGACAUGGAAGGGAGGAGCGCGGCCGCCGCGAUGUCGUCGGAGCCGGUAAGGCUCAUCGGCUGCUUCGGCAGCCCGGUCGUCCACCGCGCCGAGCUGGCCUUGCGUCUCAAGGGCGUCCCCUACGAGCUCAUCGAGGAGGACCUCAACAACAAGAGCGAGCUGCUGCUCACGCACAACCCCGUCCACAAGACCGUCCCCGUGCUCCUCCACGGCGACCGCUCCAUACCGGAGUCGCUCGUCAUCGUCGAGUACGUCGACGAGGCCUUCCCCGCCGGCCCGCCGCUGCUCCCAUCCGACCCCCUCGCACGCGCCAACGCCCGCUUCUGGGCAAGAUUCCUCGAAGAGGAGUUCAAGAAGCCUUUGUGGAUGGCGCUGUGGACGGACGGCGAGGCGCAGGCGGUGGCCGCGAAGGAGACGAAGGCGAACCUGACGCUGCUGGAGGCGCAGCUGCCAGAGGGGAAGAGGUUCUUCGGCGGCAACGCCAUCGGCUUCCUGGACAUCGCCGUCGGCGGGGCGCUGGCACACUGGAUGGGGGUGGUCGAGGAGAUGGCCGGCGUGCGACUGCUCACCGAAGAGGACCACCCGGCGCUGUGCCGCUGGGCGAGGGCGUACAGGGCCGACGAGAGCGUGCGGCAGUGCCUCCCGGACAGGGACCGCGUGCUUGCCGCCUUGGCGGAGAGGAAGGACCUCUAUGUCUCCAUCGCCAAGGCCAUGGCUGCACAGAAGUAGCGCAUGAUUUCACGACCGAGGAAGGGGAUACAAAGUCAAUGCUUUCGGACUUGUAUGCAUGUGAUGUGGAAGGUGGAUCCGAUGCAAUAAAAAAGAGCAAUUUGUCGCCUGUCUUGGCUCUUGGGCCGUUG
Messenger RNA from Triticum dicoccoides, 961 nucleotides. RefSeq names its product glutathione transferase GST 23-like. The coding region runs from base 105 to 830 and encodes 241 amino acids. The record is from RefSeq and is a predicted model, not a curated record. Gene Ontology annotation, molecular function: glutathione transferase activity. Lineage: Eukaryota; Viridiplantae; Streptophyta; Magnoliopsida; Poales; Poaceae. Gene Ontology annotation, cellular component: cytoplasm. The transcript is spliced from 2 exons. Gene Ontology annotation, biological process: glutathione metabolic process.